AUGUCCGGCAGAAGCUCGCGUUCUAGACGGUCGGGUGUUCCUUCUAGGAACAUUUCUGACGACCAAAUUGCUGAUUUGAUCUCUAAAUUACAACAGCUCAUCCCUGAGAUUCGCAAUGGACGUUCCUCCUCCAGGGUAUCAGCUUCAAAGGUUCUACAAGAGACAUGUAACUACAUAAGAAGCUUACAAAGAGAGGUGGAUGAUUUAAGCGAUCGAUUAUCAGAGCUAUUGGCAUCAACAGAUCCUGAAAGUGCUCAAGCAGCCAUUAUUAGAAGCUUACUUAUGUAAUAUGAAUCAUUCCAAAUUCCCCAACUCCGUUUCUUUUUCUAUAUACACAAUUUGCUCUUCACCAAGCACACCUCUA
Messenger RNA from Benincasa hispida (wax gourd), 364 nucleotides. RefSeq names its product transcription factor PRE6-like. The record is from RefSeq and is a predicted model, not a curated record. Lineage: Eukaryota; Viridiplantae; Streptophyta; Magnoliopsida; Cucurbitales; Cucurbitaceae. Gene Ontology annotation, biological process: regulation of DNA-templated transcription; regulation of growth. Gene Ontology annotation, molecular function: protein dimerization activity.